GUUCUUCCGUGAGGACUUUGUUUGAGCAUGACCAGGCAUCACAGGAUCGUCGUGCGCUUGUUUGGAUCCCUGUCCACAUUGCCCGCCGCUCCUGUGGUGCCCAAAGGAAAGAAGAUGAAACGAAGGAAUGCUGCGGAAGAACAAGCCAGGAAGAAAGCACCUGAUUCGAAAGCAAACAAAAGAAAGGAGCUGGAGAAGAAGGAGAUCUCCAAAGUUGCAAAGCCCAGCCAGGAGAAGAAGGAGAUCUCCAAAGUUGCAAAACCCAGCAGCACUUCCCGACGACCAGGCAAGGAUGAUCUCAAGCAACUCAACAUGACUGUGGAGCAAUACCAGCAUCGAAUGUCCUCCUUGAGAGAUUGUGCAAGCAAGGGAGAUCUGGAGGGAGGAAGCCAGCUCCACCAGCAAGAACUCUCAGAACCAGGUGUGGAUUCUCACGUUCUAAUCGCUACGCAGCUGAUCGACAUGUAUGGCAAAUGCAGGGACACCGAGCAGGCCUAUGCCGUGUUUGAGAGAAUGGAGAGCAAGGACGUGAUCGCCUGGAACUUCAUGCUGGGAGCUCUGGUGCUGCGCUCCAAGGACAAGCUCCUCCCUCACGGCUUCCAAAGAGUGGAGUUUGGACUCGAGACUCUUCGACUCUUCCGGAGGAUGCUGCUCCAUGGCCAAGAACCAAACGCCGUCACCUUCACUCACGCGGUGAAUGCCUGUGCCAGCGUCGCGGCUCUCAGCCUCCAGAAGAGGAGUGUCAAAGCCGGGCGGCUUCUCCACGAGCUGGCCGCGUCUCGGGGCUACGCCACCCGCGAUACCAUCCUGGGGAACGCUCUCAUCGCGAUGUACUACGCCUUCGACCAGCUCGACGCGGCCGCCAGAGUCUUCCAGGCCAUGGCCUGCAAGAGCAGCGUGACUUGGACGCAGCUCAUCGUCGCGUUCACUCGAAGUGGAGCUCCGGUGGAAGGAGUGGUGCUCCACCGGAUGAUGCAGCUCGAGGGCGGCGUCCAGGAUCGAGCGAGCUUGGUGGCUGCUCUCGACGCUUGCGCAAACUCGGCGGAGCUGCUCUACGGGAGUGUGAUCUACCAGCAGGUCCGGCUGGCGGGACUGGAGUCGGAUGUUUGUGCCGGGACCGCGGUGGUUCACAUGUACGCGAUGUGCAACCGGAUGGAGACGGCCACCCGGCUCUUCGAGAGGAUCCCCGCCAAGAACGCCUACACUUGGAACUCGAUCAUCACGGCCUACGCCAGGCGCGGUGACUCGUACGAGGCCCUCCACUUCUUCGAGCGGAUGGUGCAAGACGGGACCUCGCCCGACAAGUUUACGAUCGUGGCAGCCAUCGACGCUUGCGCCGGUCUCGUGGCUCUCGAGUAUGGAUCCCGGGUGCUCGAGCUCGCGAAGUCGGCAAUCCAAGUCAAGGACGUUCUGGAGCUGGCGCUCGCCAACUUCUACGGCAAGUGCAUGCUCUUGGAGGUUGCCAGGGACAAGAUUGAGGGGAUGGCGUACAAGACAACGACGAGGUACACGACGCUCAUCUCGGCAUUUGCCGAUCACGGCUUUGUCACUGGAGCUGCGGAGCUGUAUCACAGCUUGAACUUGGAAGGAUUGCUACCUCAUGCUGAGACCUUCACCGCGCUCCUCGCGGGCUCAAGCCACAAAGGGAGGCUCGGAGAGUGCCGGAGCUUGUACCACUCGAUGAUCACCGACUUUAACAUCCGGCCUCGAGUGGAGCACCUGAGAAUGGUGAUGCAGCUGCUGGGACGGCAAGGCCGAGUCGCCAAGGUGGAGGAUCUCGUCAAUCACUCGCCGUUUCAUCCAGGGCGGCUCGACUGGCUGAGCUUGCUGACGGCCAGCGAAGUUCACAAGGAUCUCCCGCGAGCAAGGAGAGCGGCGAGGGAGAUGCUCAAGCUGGAUAGCAAGGACCACCUCCCCUACGAGAUCCUUGCAAACAUGUACGUGGAGGAAGGGAUGCGUGCCAAGGCCGAGGAGAUGAUCGCCAAGAUGAGGCGGUACAAGCAGCGGCAGUCGAGCUUCAUCGAGAUCCACGGCAAAGUUUACAGGUUUCUCGAAGGCCACUCGAGGAAGAAGCACGCCAUGUCUCGCAAGCUCGAGAGGUUCCUGGAGCGAAUGCGGUUGAGGAUGACGAGCGUUGGCUACAUUUUCAAGGCUAGCAGCGAGGGAUUGAUCAGAGGGAAGGUGGAAGCCGAGAGACACCACAGCGAGAGGCUGGCUGUGGCGUUUGGUGUGAUCAAACUACCUCGGGACGCGAUGAUGCGCAUUUGUAGCAAGCACCGGAUGUGUGCUGACUGCCAUGCCGUGAUCAAGUACGUGUCCAUGCUGUUCCAGCGAAAGAUCAGUGUGAGAGAUGGGAGCCGGGCUCAUCUCUUUGAAGAUGGCCUGUGCUCGUGCAGAGACUACUGGUAGCAGGGCACGAUUUAAAGAGCACGGUGUAGGGACUCUCAAUUUGACAGGCAUAAGCUGAGGCAAAGAGCAAUCCAAGUCCUUUGCGGUAUUUUGCAGGAAGUUCACUGUAAGAGCUCCUGCUUGUCGAUCGACCUCGUUCCCUGGGAAAUCAUUCAAGAUGGUCAUUCUGCAGCAGUAUCAUGAGAUGAAUCUUCACUACCUUCAGUUUGCUGUGGGCCAUACUGGAAUCCAGUCCCAGCAUCCAGAAGCAUGUGUUGACGUUGUUGAUGUGACUUGAACCAAAGAACAGUAGUUGAUGAAGUUCGCAUCA
Molecule: messenger RNA, 2719 nt
Organism: Selaginella moellendorffii
Lineage: Eukaryota; Viridiplantae; Streptophyta; Lycopodiopsida; Selaginellales; Selaginellaceae
Product: pentatricopeptide repeat-containing protein At4g21065
Exons: 2
Coding region: 28-2409 (793 amino acids)
Biological process (GO): RNA modification
Cellular component (GO): intracellular membrane-bounded organelle
Molecular function (GO): protein binding; zinc ion binding; RNA binding
Source: RefSeq, a predicted model, not a curated record